AGUAUAAUUAAACCAUACUAUCAGAAGGUUCACGCAACGAUGAUAAGCGCGAAUUUUCAGCUCCGCAAAAAGCCGGCUUGCUCACAAAAAGAAGUUCCGGACAAUUUGCGGUCGUAAUAUAUACAAUCUCGAGAUCAUAAGGAAAGAAUCGCGCGCAGUCGAAACAUAUAUUCAUUCAUUGUCUGUCGAUCUCGGUCGCUGCAUGAGAGGCGAAUGCGAGCGAGAGCUGGUAAAGUAAUAGUUGCCUAUAUAGGUAUAGCUGGAUUAAUAUUAUAUCGGCGCUCGCUGUGUGGCAAGUGGCAGUGGCAGUCAGUGCGCAGUCGUCGUCGCCGCGGCAGCAUCGCGGGGGCCGGGGAGCAGAAAGGAAAGCAAACAGAACAGAACAGCACAUCUGAGACUGAGAGAGAACUACGUCAGAACGAGAGCGAGUCGCAGCAGUGAGAAAGAGAGAGGGAGCCGCAAAACACACAAGCUGCAGCAGUGCGAGCGUUAUAGCGGCCGCGGACGGACACAUUAUAAGUGCAGUGUGCAGUGCGCCGCGACUGCGAUAUCGCGCGCCGUGCCGAUAAAAUAAGGACUUGCGGCUCCCAAGUACGACAGAUAAGUAGUGCAUUUAUCGGCGGAAUGACGACGUCGAGCGAGACGACGGCUGCUGUCGCGACCGCUUGGAAGAUCUCGACGGUGCCGAUGAACGAGGAGCUACGACGGGAGCGACAGCGAUGCAGCUUCGAGCCGCUCGAGCUGACGCAUCUGCUGGACGGGACCCCGGAGAAAACGGCCCAGCGACGGGAGCGAGAGAAUUUCUUUCUCAGCGAUCCGGAACUGACCGAUAAAGUUCCUGCAAAGUACUUAAGUCAUAAGGAAAUAUACGAAGAAGCUGUACGCAAAGGAUGCAUAAUUUUGAAGAAAGUUCGAGAGCUACAAAGUAUGGGCAAAGGAGAUAUGGAGGUAUUCACACAAGUGUUGGGCGGUACUCUGGGCUCUGCGAUAUUAAAAGACGGAAACCCGCUAACGCUGCACUGGGUGAUGUUCAUACCAGCGAUUAUGGGACAAGGUACGGUAGAGCAGCAAGGAUAUUGGAUCGCCAAAGCGUGGUCCUGCAGCAUCAUCGGUACCUACGCCCAGACGGAGCUUGGUCAUGGAACGUUCAUCAGAGGCUUGGAAACGACUGCAACGUACGACCCCGUGACUCGCGAGUUUAUCUUGAACAGUCCUACGUUGACCUCCUACAAAUGGUGGCCCGGAGGACUCGGACAAACGGCAAAUUACGCCGUGGUUGUAGCGCAAUUGUACACGAAUGGCGAAUGCAAAGGAAUUCAUCCUUUUAUAGUUCAACUGAGGGAUGAAGAAACUCACGAACCUUUGCCGGGAAUCAAGAUUGGCGAAAUCGGCACGAAGCUGGGCAUGAACGCCACGAAUAAUGGUUUCCUGGGUUUCGACAAUGUCAGAAUACCAAGGGAACACAUGCUAAUGAAAAAUUCCAAGGUUUUGGCAGACGGAACGUACGUAAAGGCCCCAAGCGACAAGCUUACAUAUGGCACCAUGAUGUUCGUCAGAGUCGUAAUAGUAAGAGAUGUUGCCAAGUAUCUUUCGAAAGCGUCAACAAUCGCCAUAAGGUAUAGCGUCGUUAGAAAACAAGGACAAGCUAAACCCGAUGGGCCGGAAACGCAAAUCAUCGACUACGUCACGCAGCAAUAUAAAUUAUUUCCACCUCUGGCCAUGUGUUUCGCGCUGUCCUGGGCAGCCGACUGGAUUUGGGAAAUGUACAAUAACGUGACUGCGGAACUAGAUCAAGGAGAGUUGGACAGGCUACCGGAGUUGCACGCGCUGGCUUGCUGUCUGAAAGCAGUCGCCUCGACGGAUGCGUCGGCAGCCGUGGAACAGUUGCGGUUGUCGUGCGGUGGCCACGGCUACAUGGACGCGAGUAACCUGCCGACGACUUACGGUCUGGUAACCGCGGUGUGCACUUACGAGGGCGAAAAUACAGUGCUGCUGCUUCAAACUGCACGCUACCUCAUCAAGGCCUGGAAGCAAGCUAUCAGCGGCGACACGCUGCCACCCACGGUCAAGUACCUCGAGUUGCUCUCGCGAAGGGUCAAGCAGCGGCCCUGGAAAAAUACCCUCACUUGCAUCGUCCGAGCUCAUCAAUCUGUCGCUGCUGGAAAAAUCAAGCAGGCAACAGAUAAUAUGGAGCGGCGCGUGCGCUGUGGGAUGGCAUUGGAAGAUGCCUGGAACGAUACGAGCAUCGAACUUGCCCAAGCCGCUGACUCACACUGUCGUGCCUUUAUCGUCUUGAGAUUCGUCGAGGCUGUCAGAGGAUUGAGCUCCACUGUUUCCAAAUCGUUGCAUGAUGUUUUGAUGCAGCUAUGCGAGUUGUAUUGCGUCAACUCGGUUCUUCUGCGACUUGGCGACUUUUUACGGUUUUCAUGCCUAAACAACGAAGAUGUGCCUUCUCUGCAAAAACAACUCGAGGAAAUGCUCGCUGCUAUCCGACCAAAUGCCGUCGGCAUCGUCGAUGGCUUCGACAUACGAGACGAAAUUUUGGGCUCGGCUCUCGGUGUCUACGACGGCAACGUCUAUCAACGGCUCUAUGACGAGGCCAUGAAGAGCCCCCUUAAUCAAGAGAGCGUCAAUCAAUCUUACCACAAGUACCUCAAACCCUUUAUGAAGAGUAAUUUGUAAAAAGAGCGCGAAUCAUUGCGCGAUUGGUCGCACUUCUAUGAUGUCAAAUGUUAUCUUAUAUUGUUGAAAUUCUUCAAAUUUUAAUACAAUCGUAUUUAUAUAGAUCUGUUUAAAACAUUUUAUAAUUUACGUAUCAGUGCAUUGAAAAGCACUAGAUGAGCUUUUGAAAUCAGCAGAUUUUCUAUCAACUCCUCAAGUAUGAUUAACUUGUAGAUUUAUAGUUCUCUGACUUGAACUGUCAUAUCCGAUUAAAGCAAUUAAGUGGAAUUUGUUUAGAGUAAACAAAUAUUCCCUUACUUAUCUAAAUUAGAUUAUAUAAAAAUUUAUAUCGAAAAUUUUCAAUCAAUUUAUAUCAUAUCAAUAUUCAUAUAGUAUACAAAUAGUAUUGUGAAUCAAUUCGAAUUAGAUUGACAAGAAAAUAUACAAAUUCUACACCAAACGGCAUUCAUAAUGCUCGUAUAAUUCAAGCACUGUGUAGAAAAAAACUAUUUAGAUUGUAUAAGGAAUUUUUUACAACAUAGAAAAAACAUAGUAACAAACUAUUGUUAAAAACGGCUGAUAAUGUAGUAAAAGUUGUUUUUAAAUAUUUUGUAAGAUGUUUUUGUAAUGUUUCUGUUUUUGAUUUCCGUGGAUAUUGAUUUACUUGCAAAGUGCCGUGUAACGGCGGUGAACAGUGCAGGAGUGAUUUAAUGAGCGACAUAUUCUUUAAAAGUACAUUGUACUAAAAUGAUGCAGAUUUAAUAUUAUCCAGUUUGAAACGGUUUAUUAUAUUUACCUAUCUGAUGUAUGUUUUGUUAAAUAUUGUUCUUUAUAAGUAUGAUUAUACGUUGUUUGACGGGUGCAGAUUAUGAAAGUAAAACAAUUAUUUUUAUAUAAAAUGUUGAAAUAAAAACUGUUAUAAAAA
Molecule: messenger RNA, 3586 nt
Organism: Nasonia vitripennis (jewel wasp)
Lineage: Eukaryota; Metazoa; Arthropoda; Insecta; Hymenoptera; Pteromalidae
Gene: ACOX1
Product: probable peroxisomal acyl-coenzyme A oxidase 1
Exons: 11
Coding region: 625-2682 (685 amino acids)
Biological process (GO): lipid homeostasis; fatty acid beta-oxidation using acyl-CoA oxidase
Cellular component (GO): peroxisome
Molecular function (GO): FAD binding; acyl-CoA oxidase activity; fatty acid binding
Source: RefSeq, a predicted model, not a curated record